Funneliformis mosseae is the source of this 402-nucleotide messenger RNA. NCBI's taxonomy places the organism in Eukaryota, Fungi, Glomeromycota, Glomeromycetes, Glomerales, Glomeraceae. The record is from the annotation of a GenBank genome assembly.
AUGAACUAUACUAUUAUGUGCUUGAAAAAUGACGGCUUAGAUUCUUCUCAUUAUGUUUCAGCAUCUGGAAUGUUUAAUGAUUCUUUUUACAAAAGUAGCAAGACAGAACUCAAACUCAUGACAAAUAUGGAUAAAUAUUUAACGAUAGAAAAUGACAUUCGUGAAGGUAUAAUAAUGACAAGUCAUCGAUAUGCUAAAGUAAAUAAUCUACAACAUUCAGACUAUGAGUCCAGUAAGCUAAAUUUCUGGAUCAUAUUUAAGGAUAUGAAUACUUUAUAUUUAGCGUCAGAUGCAAAAAUAGAUUAUACACUUGAAGUUAAUCUAGAAGUUCUAGUAUACUUAUAUGAUUACUUUGCAGAUUAUCCAUUAGCACCAGAAAAGCAGAUAGUUUCAGAAGAAUAG